AUGGCAUCGGAAAUUCACUCCAGCCAUGCCACAACUUCGAACCCGCUUGAUCGCGAAGGUCUACGUCUCCUAUCCUUUGACGGCGGAGGAGUUCGUGGAUUAUCGUCGCUUUAUAUCCUAAAGGCAAUCAUGGAUCGCUUGAAUGCUGAAAGGGGUGAUUCACACAAACUGAAACCGUGUGAAGUGUUUGAUAUGAUUGGUGGAACGAGUACUGGCGGGAUUAUUGCAAUUAUGCUUGGGCGGCUCGAAAUGGAUGUGGAUGAAUGUAUCGAUGUAUAUGGUACACUUUCCCGCGAAGUAUUUGGUCAAAAGAAACAUUUAAUUCCUAUGAAAAUCAAUAGCAAGAUUCGGCCGCGAUUUGACUCAGAUAAGUUGGAGAAGAUAAUCAAGAAGGUAAUGUCCAGCAAAGGGAUUUCUGAGGAUGAGUUACUUAACAAUGGUGAGAAGCGAGGAUGCCAUGUUUUCGUAUGCGCCACUGAUUGCAACUCGAAGACAGUCACUCGACUUCGGAGUUAUAAGCUCCUUGAUCAAUCAAAUGUCCCCGCAACGAUAUGCCAGGCGGCUCUCGCAACUUCUGCCGCAACAACAUUCUUCAAACCAGUCACCAUUGGCGGCAGAACCUUUGCCGAUGGAGCCUUCGGAGCAAAUAACCCGGCAAGCGAAGUAGAAGCUGAAGCAUCUAAUAUCUGGUGCAAUGAUACCGCCGAUUUGUCACCACUAGUGAAGUGUUUCAUCUCAAUAGGCACUGGAAAUCCUGGAAUGAGACCUUUUGAGAAGAAUUUUCUAAAGACUAUAGGGAAGUCUCUUGCACAGCUUGUUACUGACACAGAGAACAAAGAAGCAAAAUUCAUUGAUCGCUGGAGGGGACAUUACGAUACCAAACGCUAUUUCCGCUUUAACGUGGAGCAGGGGCUGCAGAAUGUUCGUCUGCAUGAAUAUGCCAAGAUAGGCAUGAUUCUAUCGGCUACAGACAAUUAUCUUAAUCAUAGGGCUCGCAUAUCCCAAGUUCGGGACUGUGUUCUGAGUAUGCAGCUGAAAGAGAGUGCUGGAACAAAUGGAGUAUACAGUGGCUGUAAGCAGAACUCAAUUCCCCUUUUUUCAAAUGCUAUACUAACCGAAAAUACAAGUACAAUGCAUACUAGGAAUGAACAUUGGUGUGUAGAGCGUUCCAGUAAUACGCUCUUCACCGGCCGCCGUGAGAUUAUAAACCAAAUAAAAAGGGCUAUAACCUUAGGGGAAAUCAACCAAACCCAGAGACGGUUCGUUAUCACCGGCAUGGGUGGGGUUGGAAAAAGCGAAAUCUGCCUGAAGGUUGCCCAAGAGAUGAGAGAAAAGUUCUGGGGCGUCUUCUGGGUUGACGUAUGCAACAAUGAAACUGCAGAAGCCGGGUUCAAUACCAUUGCGGAGACACUCGGGUCCUCUACCAAAACCAUUGACGGUACUAGACGGUUGCUCGCCAAUGCAAAGGAUGACUGGUUGCUGAUAUUGGAUAAUGCCGACGAUGUUACCAUGGAUUACGGCCGUUACAUCCCAUCUGGAUUGCGAGGUGCCCUUCUUCUUACAUCUCGUAAUGAUGAUUGUGGUCAAUUGAAUACUGUGGGAUCUCUAACACUGGGGAGUCUAGGGAGCAGUGACUGCGUAGAGCUUUUGCUGAGAGCAGCCGGAUUAGAGCUGUCAGCUGGAUACGAAGAACCUGCCAUGCGCAUAGUAUCCACCCUUGGCUCCCAUACUCUGGCGCUCUUACAGGCAGGUGGAUAUAUCAAAAAAUUUUGCUCCAUUGAAGAAUACCCUGCGAUGUAUGAGAAAGAGCCAAAGCAAGUACUGAAUUUUGCUCUAACUCAAGCACAAUCUCGGUACUGCAAUAUUUUUGCUACCUUUGAAACCUCUAUUCAGGACUUAGUAUCCUCGGGGAAGGAGGAAAGCCUAGAUGCCCUGAACAUGCUACAUAUUCUUGCAAUGCUACAUCAUGGUAGUGUGCCUCUAGAGCUAUUCAGAGACGCUUGGAGGGGCGCUCAGCGUGCUCAAAAGCCACUCAGCGAUCCCGCCAACAUUGCUCAACUUACAUCAUGGCAUGCUUUGCGGCUUCCGUCCUUUAUCCAGUGGCAGGAAAGUACGUGGGAGCCAUCCUGGUGGCGCCUACGAAAUGCCUUGAACCUGCUUAAAAGCUUAGCUUUGAUUCAAGAGGGAGAAGAGCUCGGCCACCCAGAUAUUUCGUUACACCCUAUUGUACACAAAUGGGCCUAUCUCCGUCAGACCGACAAACAGCGCAACGAGUCAUGGAUAUCUGCUGGAUGUACAGUGGCACUGUCAUGCUAUCCAGACCCAGAAUGGCGGCCAUACUAUCCCCUCUUAUCGCUCCACCUGCAGUCAUUCCUUGACAACGAGGAGGAAGUAUAUUUCCCUCAGCACGAGUUAUCUUUGUCCAACCUCUUUGAUUUUCCACCUAACUUGACGGAAACUUGGAAGAUGUGCCAAUUUCUUUUUAGGUGUUGUUGGCUAAUGCAGGAGCAAGACAUGCACACUGCAGCCAAUCAAUUGGUAACCACGUUAUUUAAGCGGCUGAAACUUCAGCCUAAGAGUACUUGGAGGAUCCCAAUACCUCUCGACACCCUUGCUACAGAAAUCCAGCAGAGUUUGGGGAAAUAUAACGAGUCGGUAGAGCAUUGCAAAGGGGUACUCGAUUUUAGGACUAUUGGCCACCCCAAGCGACAUACCUCUCGGUUCAACCUUACCACAGCCUACCGAAAAAGCGGCCAGGCGAGAAAAACAAAGCAGAUAAUGGAGGGCCUGGUAGAAACAGAGAAAGGACUUGGUGGAACUAGCUGGAACUCCCUCUCAUCGCUACACGAACUUGCCGCAUCUUAUUUGACUGAUGGGCAAGCCGACAGAGCAAUUUCAUUUUAUAAGCAAGGAUCCGAGGUGCGAGGGAGAACAUCAGCCAAAGGAUGCCCAGACCUACUGGUACUACAAGCCAGCCUUUCUUGCGCUUAUAUCAUCAACAACCAACUAAAGGAGGCUAUCCCCCUCCUUGAGGAUGUUGUGCGGCUCUUGGAAACUUGGCCAAAAGACAGUCUCGAUCGGUUAUAUUUCCAAUAUCUUCUUGCCAGAGCCUACCUAGAAAAUAGUCAAACGCAGGAGGGUGCAGAACUCCUCAAAAAUACUGCGAGAGAGCUGAGGAAAACAAAUCUAUCGGAUAAAAUGGUGCUAGAUUUUAGGCUGCCCAAGACCUACCGUCGCAGCGGCCAAAUAAGGAAGAAAUACAACGCCUCAGGGAAUUCGCACAGCAGGCGCUUGCCGACCCCGAAAAUUGGUCGUGCUAUGAGCACAACAGCCGUGGCUAGCGAAUAG
Messenger RNA from Nannizzia gypsea CBS 118893, 3348 nucleotides. RefSeq names its product protein kinase subdomain-containing protein. NCBI's taxonomy places the organism in Eukaryota, Fungi, Ascomycota, Eurotiomycetes, Onygenales, Arthrodermataceae. Bases 1 to 3348 code for a protein of 1115 amino acids. The record is from RefSeq and is a predicted model, not a curated record. Gene Ontology annotation, molecular function: protein binding; ADP binding. Gene Ontology annotation, cellular component: membrane. Gene Ontology annotation, biological process: arachidonate metabolic process. The transcript is spliced from 6 exons.